Cutaneotrichosporon cavernicola is the source of this 1434-nucleotide messenger RNA. RefSeq lists its product as uncharacterized. Gene Ontology annotation, cellular component: endoplasmic reticulum membrane. The transcript has 8 exons. Gene Ontology annotation, biological process: triglyceride biosynthetic process. The coding region runs from base 1 to 1434 and encodes 477 amino acids. Lineage: Eukaryota; Fungi; Basidiomycota; Tremellomycetes; Trichosporonales; Trichosporonaceae. Gene Ontology annotation, molecular function: diacylglycerol O-acyltransferase activity. The record is from RefSeq and is a predicted model, not a curated record.
AUGUCCACAUCUUCUUCCUCCGCUUCCUCAGGCAGAAGCUCGCCAGGAACGUCGCCAGUAACGACGCACUCUGCGCUUGACAGCGAUCCUGGAACACCCUCGGGACUAGGCCUCAACGUCAAGCUCGAGGCCUUUGGCCGUAUCCGUCCAGACGAUGGCCCCAGCCCCGCCCCGUCCCUCAUUACGCUGCACUCAAGCCUCCCCACUACUCCGGAACCCCAACCCCCCAACGAGGCAGAGUCCGAGUUUCCCGACCUCUCCGACGCACCCACCAUGCGCCGUCGCAAGCCGCCCGCCAGGAUGGCGAUGACGACGCUGGAGAACCGCGCGACCACCCAGAAGACCAAGACCAAGAAGAAGGCGAACAGGCACAAGAGCCCGCUCCUGGACGCACUCAAGCUCCCUCCACUGAGCGAGAUUAGCCUUCCCAGGCCUGCCCAAAUCAAGUUUGCGCCCCUCCACAUUCCCCCCCACCGCCGCUUACAGACCUUUGCAAUCCUCGCAUGGACGCUUCUCAUGCCCCUCUGCCUCAUGCUCUACUUCUACUGCUUCUCCAUUCCUGCCCUCUGGCCAAUCCUUCUCCCCUACACGAUCUGGGCGCUUGUUAUCGACAAGGCGCCAUUCAAGGGCGGCCGCCCAAAACGCUGGGCCCGUCGUUUCCCUCUGUGGAAGUACUUUUGCCAAUAUUACCCAUGCAGCAUGAUCAAGGAGGCAGACUUGCCCGCGGAUCGCACUUAUGUCUUCGGUUAUCACCCGCACGGCAUCAUCAGCAUGGGUGCGGUUGCGACAUUUGCGACCGAGUACACUGGGUUCUCUGACAACUACCCUGGUAUCAAGUCGCACCUCCUCACUCUCGACUCCAAUUUCGGCAUCCCCGUCUACCGCGAGCUGUUGAUGUUCCAGGGCAUCUGCUCUGUGAGCAAGCGCAGUUGCAGAAACAUUCUCCGCAAGGGCCCCGGAAACGCGAUUACAAUCGUCGUUGGCGGUGCUGCCGAGUCGCUCAACGCGCACCCGGGCACGCAAGACCUGACGUUGAAGAAGCGAUUUGGCUUUAUCAAGGUCGCGAUUCGCGAGGGCGCUCAACUCGUCCCGGUCUUUUCAUUUGGCGAGAACGACAUCUACGAGCAGCUCUCAAACGAGAAGGGUACGACAGUGUUCAAGCUGCAGAAGGGUUUCCAGAAGAUCUUUGGAUUCACACUGCCGCUCUUCCACGGCCGCGGCAUCUUCAACUACAGCCUGGGUCUGAUGCCAUACCGCCACCCGAUUGUGUCUGUUGUUGGGCGGCCUAUCGAUGUGGUGCAGAGCAACAACCCGUCGGACGAAUAUGUGCAGGAGGUGCACGCGCAGUACAUUGAGGAACUGAUGCGUAUCUGGGACAAGUACAAGGACAUCUACGCGAAGACGCGCACGCGGGAACUGCGGGUGAUUGAGUAG